UAUUAUGAAAAAUAUGAAUGGGCAUACCCGUAAUUGCAUUUAACUCUUUCUGCAAAAUCAUAAAAACGGAAAAAGAUGAACACAGGAAAGAAAACCCUUCAAUCGCAAAAGCAAAUAAUAUUAUGGUGCUUACAAAUUUCAAUGGAGCUGGUAUCGGAUUUGGUUUCGGUGUCGGUUGUGGUUUCGGAGUUGGCUGGGGUUUCGGAGGCAUGCCUGUGAAUAUCUUGGGCCUCGGCGUAGGUGGAGGCUGUGGGGUUGGACUAGGCCUUGGAUGGGGCUUUGGCACUGCCUUUGGCAGUAAGUAUCGAACAUCUAGGGUCACGUUUCAAGGUAUGGAAUUUGACAAAAAGGAUCAUAGUGAUGGUGCAUCGUUCAAAGAGUUAUCAAAAAGCACCCAGGAAGUUGCCCAGCACAAAUCAAAGAAAGAUUGCUGGUUUGUCAUCAAUGGCAGAGUAUUGAACGUGACCAAGUUUUUGGAGGAACACCCAGGAGGAGAUGAGGUGCUGAUAGAGUCAGCAGGGAAGGAUGCCACCAAGGACUUUGAGGUUAUAGGACACAGCAAGGCUGCUCAAAACUUGCUCCGGAAAUACCAGGUGGGUGUUCUUCAAGGAUACACUUUCAAAGAUGAAGACUCCAAGGAAGUUCCCUCCAAGGAGUCCAAGAAGAAAGAGAUGAGUGCUUUUGUGAUCAAGAAUGAUGGCAUACCCAAGUAUGCCGCUUUUGUCGAGUUCUUUGUUCCACUCCUGGUUGCUGGUUCCUUCUUCUGUUACAGAUACCUUACCAGAGCAACCCAGAUCACCUAUUAGAUCUUCUCUUCUAAUAAUCAACCACUAUCCAUAAUUAUCUCUGUGUUUGUCUACUUUUGAGAGCUCUAUCUAAUAGAAGUUUAGCUCUUAAUUUAUGGAUGCUCAUAUUGAAUAAAUGCAAUGAUGGAAAUAAUGAUCGAUUUAGAAA
This is a messenger RNA of Quercus robur (English oak), 954 nucleotides long. RefSeq lists its product as uncharacterized. The record is from RefSeq and is a predicted model, not a curated record. Gene Ontology annotation, cellular component: intracellular membrane-bounded organelle; membrane. Gene Ontology annotation, molecular function: heme binding. The transcript is spliced from 6 exons. Lineage: Eukaryota; Viridiplantae; Streptophyta; Magnoliopsida; Fagales; Fagaceae. The coding region runs from base 18 to 806 and encodes 262 amino acids.